UGCUAAGCGAGAUUCUUGAAUAAAUAAUACACAGGAUAUGUCAUUGAAAAUGACGACCGUUCUUCCCCAAACAGAUGGGCCGCGGUUGUCGGCUAGUUAUUUAGUUACUAUUUAUGCUUUGAAGUCUUGGGACAACCGAAGCGCUGUGAUUCGUGGCUUUUCGGCCAGGUUAGUUAUGCCGGCAUUGGAACCAGGCCAAGCUGUUUUUCCAGCAUCAGUUUUGUGGGCACAGCAUUCAACUGUCACCCGCAAAUGGUCACUCGGGCACAAAGGACAGCAGUCAGCCUGAAGAAACCUUUAUUGGGAAAACAAUCGCUGCUAGCGAUAGAUGUCUUGAUAAAUUCCUCCGGACUGGUCCGCUUGAGGCGUCAUAAUCAGUGGUCGGCUCUCGGCAAUCGGGGCAUGAAAGGGAAAACCAGUUUUUGGCUCCGUGGCAAAGCACUAUCUUGCCUCCAAUUCGUUGGCAUAUCACCGAAAAUGGUGAUUUCAAUCUGCUCUGGCGAGGAAAGGAUGGCAAAUUCAGAGCACACCUGAAAUCGCCGGAGCGUGGAGAACGCCGAUACGAGAGAAAAUAAUCAACCGGGAAUGAUACAACUGCCUAAUACGAGGAAAGCUGGUUGCUGGUCUGGAAAGUCGAGAAAAUCCCUCUCCUAGCCGCUAUUGAAUCUUUUCGUCCGGUGAAUUGGCGGGAUUGAAUCUACCCUACCGCUAUCUCGGCUAGGCCACUCUCUAACAUUCCCGAGUGGAGAAUCCGCCAGCCGAAUGCCAUGUUUUUUAUCCUGGCUCGUCUUUCCUUUUAAGUGUCUUGAUUCUUUUUGUCCGAACUCAUGACGGUGUCGAAUACUAACAGAGACCUAAGCCUCUCAUCAUCUGUGAAUUUUUUUAUCCCAUCAUCGUGAUAUGAGGAUGGUUGGGAUGUUACCAUCAAUUAUACCUGGUUAUACUACUCCCAAUCGCAUUUCUGAUUCUUACGGUCCGUCGCAUGGAUGCAUCGCCGCACAAAUCUCAAAUUCUUGCCUCUUUGUAUGAGAUAUUGCGGCGUGGAAAGGGCAAAAGCUUGCCCUCUCAUCUAUGACUCCACCGAGCGCCGCUGCUGUAUCUUUGUCAAUAUCAGUCCAGUCAUACAUCGGAGCACUCACAUUCUUCUACCCCUAUUCUAUUUUGGCCUGUUCAUCCCCGCGCUUUGAGUCUGAAUUCCGCCAACCCAUCGGAAGGGGAACGAAUCAAUGGCUUUUUCCGAAUCUGACGGAGAAGUGAAUCGCUUGCCAGCCCGGGAAUACGAAACGCCAGUGACAGAGAAAUAUCACGGAACAGCGGAUCGGCGGGAUGUCAUUGGCGAGCAGGGUCUACCAAGGACAGACGAUAUCAGGGGAGACGCCAAGUCAUCAAGGUCCAGAUCUUGCUCUCGAGCAGAAGAUGGAGGUGGCAAUCUCGCAACGAGACAAGGGACCAAUUCAUACUCUGCUGCCGUGGUAGUUCCCAGGAAUAAGCGUCGAGGCCUAUUAGGACGUCUCGCGCUGCUUCCUGAAGUUGAGGAUCCUCAAAAGUAUCCUCGUAAAACAAAAUGGUUGAUCACGUUAAUAAUUGCAAUUGCAGCUGUGGCUGCACCUCUCGGCAGCGCGAUAUUCUACCCUGCCCUUGGGGAGGUUGCGUCUUCCCUUAACACAACCCCCACAGUUACCAACCUUUCCAUUGCACUGUAUAUGUUGAGCAUGGGCAUAUGCCCGCUAUGGUGGUCCACAUUCAGCGAAACCUUCGGUCGCCGUUCGAUAUAUAUCAUAUCAUUCUCACUUUUCAACGUAUUCAAUAUCCUAUCGGGCGUCGCAACCUCCAUAGAAAUGCUUAUUGUUCUACGGUUAUUUAGUGGAGGAGCAGCAGCUUCGGUUCAGGCGAUUGGGGCGGGGACAAUUGCAGAUAUUUGGGAAUCACGAGAAAGAGGCAGAGCAAUGGGGACAUUCUUCCUUGGACCGUUGUGUGGCCCUCUGCUGGCUCCGAUUAUUGGAGGCGCAAUGUCACAGGCUUGGGGCUGGAGAAGCACGCAAUGGUUUUUGACCAUUUACGGAGGCGUAUCACUACUGAUUCUCACUUUCGGGCUCCCAGAAACAUUAGUUUCACGGAAAAACCUGGUCGCAGAGGUAGAACCAAACGCUGAACUAAGCCGCACUCUCAGUCGAGUGUCGUCUCGCCAGGUUGCGCAGAACACCGCCAAGUGGUUGAAGAUUUUGAGAAUGAUUUUCGUCGAUCCGCUUCAGAUAUUGCUUUACCUACGCUUCCCGGCUGUGUUGUUGACUGUGCUCUAUAGCAGCAUCACCUUCGGGUCAUUAUAUGUGCUGAACAUAAGUAUACAAACUACUUUCAGCCAACCUCCGUAUAACUUCCCUGUACUUCUCAUAGGAUUGCUAUAUAUCCCUCAUUCGAUAGGUUAUAUAAUUUCUAGCAUUCUCGGUGGCAUGUGGAUGGACUCCAUAAUGCAACGCGAGGCAAGGAAGGCAAACAGAGUUGACGAGAGUGGGAUGUACAUCUACCGUCCCGAGGACAGAAUGGGAGAAAAUGCUUGGCUCGGGGCGUUCAUUUAUCCUGCAGCAAUGAUCUGGUAUGGAUGGACCGCGGAAAAACAUUUAUUUUGGGCGAUACCAAUAAUAGCCAAUUUCUUCUUCGGUGUCGGCUCGAUGAUUAUAUUCAGCAUGUCAACAACGAUGUUGACUGAAUUCAUGCCCCAGCGUUCAUCAUCUGGUGUUGCAGUGAACAACUUCAUGCGUAAUAUCUUCUCAUGUGUCGGAGGUGUCGUUGCCGCUCCUAUAAUUCACGCCAUUGGGAACGGUUGGCUAUUUACGAUCCUGGCCCUCGUUGCAUUUGCUGCCGGCUCAGUGAUUUGGGCGAUGAGACGGUUUGGACCGCGGUGGCGGCUCUCUAUGGAAGCCAGAGUGAACUGAGCCGAUGGGAUGAGAUGGUUCUACUUAUAGAUGAUGGGAGGAAUUUCAUAGAUCAGGAGAACAAAACAUGCACACUUCGUUUCGUUGUUUUGUUUUAGUACAAUUAAUGUGUGUCAGUGAAAUUGCACUGCUGCGAUAUGUAACAAUUUGAUUCCCAGGUGCAAUGGACUACCGCUAACCACUUCUCCCUUUGGCGCAUUAUUGUUUGGGCUUUUUCCACAUAAGAGAGAAUUUAAGGAGAUAAUUACCGCUUGUCUCUUACCAAUAUACUUCGUCCUUCUCUUUUCAAUUGCGGGAAUUCCGUUUGAAAACUCUCAGGGUCUUAAUGUUCCUGCGCAGCCCGAGAAUGGAUAUAGGAACCGGGAAUGUGGCAUAGAACCAAGCACGAAAAUAGAAGGCAUAGGUGAGCCACGACGUAGCGGAAAGAUAUUUACAGAGGAUAAAAGCCAAAUGUGGCUCACUCUCUCUGAUAUUAACUCUCUUAUUUAUCAGCUCCUAUAUCGGCUCAAAUAAACCUGAAAAAUUAAACUUCUUGUCCGGUUAACAAAAGGCAAUCUAAUAAAGUACCCAUAAAUAUUGCCGCCAGGUACUAAGAUACUUUCAAUCUGGGCUGGUGAUGUGUGAGGUUGAUUUAGAGCUCGAUAUUUUGCCUGGCUGGGUGUUAGAUUCGGGUUAUGUUAUCCUGAUGGCGCUGGUCUAGUUAUUUAUCUAUUCAAUACAGGGGUGAUCAGCAAAGGUUGUUUGCUCCAAGUAAGCAAAAUUAGAGGUUUAAUCUAAAUAAUAUUAGCUAUCUUAUAUCUUCA
Molecule: messenger RNA, 3736 nt
Organism: Blastomyces gilchristii SLH14081
Lineage: Eukaryota; Fungi; Ascomycota; Eurotiomycetes; Onygenales; Ajellomycetaceae
Product: MFS multidrug resistance transporter
Exons: 4
Coding region: 1227-2933 (568 amino acids)
Biological process (GO): intracellular polyamine homeostasis; transmembrane transport
Molecular function (GO): polyamine transmembrane transporter activity
Source: RefSeq, a predicted model, not a curated record